CUGGACUCAUUUGUUCCUUGUCGUCCCAACAGCCACAGGACCAAGGCAUCUGGUUGGCCCCCUCCAUCUGGGACCUGUGCCCAGGGACCCCCAAAUGGCUGGAACAUGGCCUCCAGUAGAGAGGGUCGUGACUCCUUCAUCAAUCACAUUUCCCAGAGUAGCUCGCUGGAGGAGGUCCGUUUGGAUGUGGAGAAGCUCGUGCCUCCAGCGCCCCGUAAGGUGGAGAUGAGGCGAGACCCUGUGCUGGGGUUUGGCUUUGUGGCUGGCAGUGAGAAACCAGUGGUGGUUCGCUCUGUCACUCCAGGGGGUCCGUCGGAAGGCAAACUCGUCCCAGGCGACGAGAUCAUCAUGAUUAAUGAGGAGACAGUGAGCGCGGCACCCAGGGAGAGAGUCAUCGACCUGGUCAGGAGCUGUAAGGAAUCCAUCGUGUUGACGGUUGUACAGCCCUACCCGUCCCCAAAGUCUGCUUUCAUCAGCGCAGCCAAAAAGGCCAAGUUGAAGUCUAACCCAGUCAAAGUGCGCUUCGCUGAGGAAGUCAUUAUUAACGGACAAGUACCAGAAAUGGUGAAGGAUAACUCCCUUCUCUUCAUGCCAAAUGUUUUGAAGGUCUACCUGGAAAACGGACAGACCAAAUCUUUUCGUUUUGACUGUAACACCUCCAUUAAGGAUGUUAUCCUGACCCUGCAGGAGAAGCUGAAUAUUAAGAGUAUAGAACACUUCUCCCUGAUGCUGGAGCAGAAGACAGAAGGCUCCAAUACCAAACACCUGCUCCUACACGAACAAGAGAUGCUCUCCCAGGUGACUCAGAGACAGGGCUCACAUAAGAUGAAAUGUUUUUUCCGCAUCAGCUUCGUUCCAAAGGACCCGGUCGACCUGCUCAGGAGAGAUCCUGUGGCAUUCGAGUAUCUCUAUGUCCAGAGCUGUAAGGAUGUGGUACAGGAGCGUUUUGGCUCAGAGCUGAAAUAUGACACUGCUCUUCGUCUGGCUGCUCUGCAGAUGUACAUCCUCACCCUCAACACCAAGCAGACGCAGAAAGUCUCACUCAAAUACAUCGAGAAGGAGUGGGGUUUGGCCCUGUUCCUCCCCCCAGCUGUUCUAUCUAGCAUGAAAGAGAAGAACAUUAAAAAGGCGCUUACUCACAUUCUCAAAACGAACCAGAACCUGGUACCACCCGGUAAAAAGUUGACGGCCCUACAGGCAAAAGUCCACUACCUGAAAUAUCUCAGUGACCUGAGACUGUAUGGAGGGAGAGUGCUUAAAUCCACACUGGUCCAGGGGGAGAAGCACAGUGAGGUGACCCUUCUGGUGGGGCCGAGGUACGGCAUCAGUCACGUGAUCAACACCAAGACCAACCUGGUGGCACUGCUGGCAGAUUUCAGCCAUGUCAACCGCAUUGAGAUGUACACAGAGGACGAGAAGAACGUUAGGGUAGAACUCCACGUCCUGGAUGUCAAGCCCAUAACCCUUAUAAUGGAGUCCAGUGAUGCUAUGAACCUGGCAUGCCUCACCGCUGGCUACUACAGAUUACUGGUGGACUCACGUCGCUCCAUCUUCAACAUGGCAAACAAAAGUAAAACAUCAGGUGAGGAACAGUGUUCAAAUGACUCUAAGGGAAAGAAUACCUACCAGGCUAUUGAGUGGAAUUACAGCUCCUCCUACAGCGGAUGUGAAGACCACAACAACCAGAUGUGUAUGAGGGACCUGCCAGAGAAAGAGCCUGAGUACGCAGAAUGUUCCAGAAGGGAUGGUGAUACGGGCCCAAUCUACAUCACUGAGGUGGAGCCACUCCAUCAUGUGGGGCACAUGGGCGAAAAACCAGACAGGGGAGGGAGGGGAACAUACGCACAGCCUUUCCUAGGCCUACCUAGGGCCAAACCCCAGGACUCACCUCGCAGUGCAAAAGUCUCAUUUAUAUUUGGAGACCCUCCAUUAGAUAGUGUAAACCCCCAGAACCUGGGGUACCAGAGGCUAAUGGAGGAGAUGCCAGAGGUCUGGGAUGGCAACAGGUCUAUGUACAUGCAACACGAGGACUUUAAGACCAUGGAGCCAUGCCUGGAGGCAGAAGAGGACUUCACAUAUGCCUCCCACCCAGUCUACAGCGACGCGAAAAUCUUCGGCAACACAGAGGGCAUUGAAGAACCGUUGCUGCGGGACAUAUGCUACGCCGAGACCACCGACGAUGCUGAGGAUGAAGACGACAUCAGCUGCGAGGAGGACAUGGUGACAAUGAGCGAGCUGAGAGACAAGAACUCCUUCCUCUCGCUCUCCGAAUCCAGCGACGACAUCAUUGACCUGACAAACCUUCCUCCUCCACCAGAGGGCAACGAUGAGGACGAUAACGAUGUCCUCCUGCAGUCACUCAAUUUGGCCAUCGCAGCCCCUCCGCCGGGUUUUCGGGACAGUUCUGACGAAGAAGAGCAGCAGGACCCUCAGAGGAAGGACAGGAAAGGCAAAGCCUCGUGCGACGACAUCCCCGUGUCUCUGAUCGACGCCGUGCCCACACAGGUCGGCUGCAGAACGGAGGAGGCUUUCGAUGACGCUGUGGUCUCAACGUUGCAGGCUUUGGAGGCCUUGGCAGCGUCCGAGGAGCAGUCUCCCCACUCCCAAUCAGACAAUAGCACAGGCGUAGAAAUAUCUAGAGCCUUUAGUCCCGAGUCCUCUUCGGAUUCUGGAAAUGAGACUAACUCUUCUGAAAUGACAGAAAACUCUGAACUUGCGGCAAAUCAGAAAGUCUCAGAGAGCUCCCUCAGAAUGUUUGUAGCCACCGCUGAGGGCUAUCAAACGCUGACCGAGGAGAAGACCGAAUUUCGUUUAACUCAGAGAGAGACUGGAGUAGCCCUCAAAGUGCAGCAUUGCUCCACCUCCAGACUUCAGGAUGAGGACUCCCAGUCCUUAGCUGUGCCUUCCUCCCAAACCUUCCACUCAGACAAGGUCGAGAUGGAGCCAGACACCAUGGAGACCAAAUCUCUGUCUGAUUACUUCAGCAAACUCCACAUGGGCAGCGUGAUGAGCUCCUGUAGGUCUCAAGGCCAACAAGGCGAGGCUGAUGUCAAGACGUCAUCCGCGGUCGAGCACUCCGAAUCCCGUCUGAUGAAGAGCGCCAACGAAGAGGAUCUUGUUGGAAAGUACAACAGCUUCAACGCAAGAGACCCUCGUCAUUUAAACCAGUUUGAUCUGGAGAGAAUGUCAUUUCCAUUUCACGACAAGGCUCAACGGUGGUCGCAGUUUCCUGAGAACAAAAUGCUAGGACACAUGUCCUCAGAGGUUAGCACUGAUUGCACUAUGUUGCAUGCUGACAGGAGAGUACAGAAAGGGGAAAAAAUGGACCCUGAUGAAACGGGUUCAGUAGUGCUGGGCAAACCCAGAGGCCCUCUUACAUCAGAAUCUAAUGCUCGCUCCCCAGUCAAAGAGUCAUUUAUGACUGAACAAGCUGGCUUGGCCAAUAAUGAGCUGCAGCAGGGAAAGGGGACUGUGGCUGAUCACGAGGUGACGAGGGUUUACGAGUAUCACCUGACCAAACGGAUGUCCUCCUUACAGAGCGAGGGUAUCCAUUCCCUACAAAGCUCCCAAUGCUCUUCCAUCGAUGCUGGCUGCAGCACAGGGAGCAGUAGCUGUGUAACGCCGAUGGAUUCCCCUCUGUGUACAGCAGAAAAUUCACACCUGCUCUCGGAAUCGUCUUUAAAGGGUCUGGGCUAUGGAGGUGCAGAGGAAAAAGCCUAUGGCCAAGGGAUGCAUGGUAAAGUCCACAACCAGAGUCCGGAACCUUCGUUUUUACGGAAGCUCCACAUAGGGACAGGCUCGGAAUCACCUAGCGGUAUUAUGCGUGAAGGGAGCCAACGCAUGCCCAAGAUAAGAGAAACUACAGGUAUGGUCGAGUAUGAUGGCUGA
This is a messenger RNA of Chanos chanos (milkfish), 3888 nucleotides long. It is a transcript of the gene frmpd4, whose product is annotated as FERM and PDZ domain containing 4. The record is from RefSeq and is a predicted model, not a curated record. The transcript is spliced from 15 exons. Gene Ontology annotation, cellular component: cytoskeleton. Bases 106 to 3888 code for a protein of 1260 amino acids. NCBI's taxonomy places the organism in Eukaryota, Metazoa, Chordata, Actinopteri, Gonorynchiformes, Chanidae. Gene Ontology annotation, molecular function: protein binding.